This is a messenger RNA of Paraglomus occultum, 365 nucleotides long. The record is from the annotation of a GenBank genome assembly. Lineage: Eukaryota; Fungi; Glomeromycota; Glomeromycetes; Paraglomerales; Paraglomeraceae.
GACUCCUUACUCCAGUGAGGGAUUAUGGCCAUGAAUGUAAGUCAAACAGAGAGGAGGGUAAUUAUAAUGGACAAUUUGAUUUUAAACUCAUUCUAACAGAAAAGGCAACAACAAUUCAAACAGCAGUGAUUAUGGAGUUCAAAAUACUUAAGUCAAAGAAUAAAGAUGAUGAGAAAUUUGAGCAAGAAGAUCUCCAGAAAAUGGCUGUGGAUGGACUUCAGCAGAUAGACAAAAAUCAUGAUACAGGACUUUCUUCUUCAUCUGCUAACAUAAUUGUAAUUUUAAGUGUACACAAUGUCAAAUUGGGGGUUUUGAGACAAAAAAUCAAUAGUGAUAUUAAUGCGUAUAGCUCUCUAGAGCCUUAA